AUGGAAUACAGUCAGAUAGAGGCCUGGAUCGCCGAAGCCUCUAAAUUCCCCCCUUUCCUCGAGCCCUCAUCUCCAUUGUUAUCUUUGCCGGAGCCAACGACAUCAACCAAGCGCAAGCGACCCCACGAGACCACCAGCAUCAUGUCGCCGCCUUUCAGCGAAGACCUUCCUUUUCCUGUUGACCCGAGAGAUAUAUCGCGACCGGAAUCCCCAACAAAGAGACGCCGCGUGGAUCAAUCCUCAUCCACCUCGGCGCCGAACGCGUCCUUCCCCUUGCGACCAACGACCGACACUCGAUCAGAAUAUUCAGCUGGAACGGGCGAUGGCCAUGGCAAUACCUGGAUGACGCAAUCAGCGCCGGCUGUAUAUAUGCCUCCGGCAACUCCGAGUAAAAAGUCAAGCCGGCGCAGCCCUGUUAGAGACAUGGCCGACCUUGCACUCGCAGAGAAGCACAUCAAACACAUCGUCUUAAAGAGGCUGGACCAACUCACACCGGAUGUUCUGCCACUCUUUGAAAGGUCCAAGGAGGCAUCAGAGCUGCGGAACAUUGUGCCGCGUCAGGUGCACCAUGCCAUCACGGCCGACCGUGGCCCAUUGGAGAAAGCACUUGACGACCAUACCUUUUAUGACGCCGAGUCAUGGGCAAAGGAGCAUGGAGCUAACCCGUGGAACGCUUUCGACGAACUGCAGGAACUUAGGCUGGUGUGUGAGCGAACACAGGAAGCUAUCGAGCUCAACCUCCCCGAACCCUGUUGGAACGCCCGGAUCCACGAACGGCUACUCGACGUGGCCUUGAAACCAUUUGAGAACCUUUCACACUGGGAUGUGACUCGAGCCACCAUCAACAAGCCCUACCUUGGCAAGCAUCGCUCCGGCGUAGACCUCCAGGCCAAGCUCGUCGAUUUCUGCAUAACCCUCAGCGGGGUAACCGUCCGAGACGUCUAUGACCGCCUCGCAGCAGCCAACGACCCCCAGUCCAUCAACCACUCCUCUACUGCACCCCUGCGCUACCAGCCCAUUGCCGUCAGCAUCGAGACAAAGGUGCAGGCUGGCUCGACUGAGGAAGGCAAGGCACAGCUAUCUGUGUGGGCCACCUCGCACCUCAAGAGGCUUCGCCUUCUCUCUGUCACGUCCUCGAAGCACAUCACGGUCGACACGACGCUACCGCUUGUACAGGUCAAUGGAGGUGUGUGGACACUGCUUUUCCUGAGGGACGGCGAGACUGUGCAGCUUAUUGAGACGGUCAUGAUUGGUGAUACAAAGACCGUACUCGGGUGUUACCAAGUCGUGGCUUUUCUACGGCACUUGGGGCACUGGGCUUUGACGGUUUAUAAGAGAUGA
This is a messenger RNA of Fusarium vanettenii 77-13-4, 1341 nucleotides long. RefSeq lists its product as uncharacterized. The record is from RefSeq and is a predicted model, not a curated record. Bases 1 to 1341 code for a protein of 446 amino acids. The transcript has a single exon. Lineage: Eukaryota; Fungi; Ascomycota; Sordariomycetes; Hypocreales; Nectriaceae.